This is a messenger RNA of Triticum turgidum subsp. durum (durum wheat), 492 nucleotides long. NCBI's taxonomy places the organism in Eukaryota, Viridiplantae, Streptophyta, Magnoliopsida, Poales, Poaceae. The record is from the annotation of a GenBank genome assembly.
AUGGAGGGGCGCCCCCGCGGCGGCGGCGGCGGCGGGCGGACGGCGAUGGACUACUCGCUGGCGGCGCUGAAGCUGCUGGCCUCGCAGCUGGAGGGCUCCACCACGGCCCCCUCCUCCGAGGGCUCCUCCCCCGCGCAGAUGCUCUUCGGCAUCCGCUUCCAGCGCGCCUGGAUCCAGGGCGUGAUCCUGCGCGUGGACUACAGCGCCGGCGACAACGGGAGGCUGUUCGUGGAUGACGGCUCCUGCGUCACCGAGUUCAUGCUCCGAUCCGAGGAUGCCAAGGGCCAGCCCUGGCGCCCAGGGAUGUAUGUGCUGAUUAUUGGGGCAUAUAUUGCACCCGACUCUACGGAAAAUCUGCCAGCGGUCAAGGUGCACAAGAUAGUGGAUCUCUCGGCGCAGCCGGACCGUGAAGCGAUGUGGUACAUGGAAGUCGCCGAGGCUUACAACUUCUUCUACGAGGCCGAUGCCUCUGGUGUCGGCUCACCGUCAUGA